Messenger RNA from Cylicostephanus goldi, 876 nucleotides. NCBI's taxonomy places the organism in Eukaryota, Metazoa, Nematoda, Chromadorea, Rhabditida, Strongylidae. The record is from the annotation of a GenBank genome assembly.
AUGCUACUUCGGCUGCGUAGAGCUGCCCAUUUGCCUGCACUGUGUCAACACCUUGCCAGCGCCCAUGUGGAUCACUAUCAAUCGCGCGCUGGCACGAUUGACUACACUGUGGCUAUGUGUGGUGAUGGUGCGAACGACUGUGCAGCUUUGAAAGCCGCUCAUGCUGGAAUCUCACUUUCGGAUGCGGAAGCUUCUAUAGCAGCUCCAUUCACCUCUAGGAUCGCUGAUAUUCGUUGCGUUCCCACGGUUAUCCGGGAAGGUCGUGCAGCUUUGGUGACGUCAUUUGGAGUGUUCAAGUACAUGGCUGGCUACUCACUCACCCAGUUUUCCUCAAUCAUGCUACUAUAUUGGAUAUCCACAAACUUGACAGAUUUCCAGUUUCUGUACAUCGAUCUGUUCCUUAUUACCUUGGUAGCUGUUUUCUUUGGAAAUACUCCAGCAAGUGAUCAGCUUAGUUCGACACCUCCUCCAACUAGGCUGCUUUCUCUAGCAAGCGUGAUCUCAGUCUGUGGACAGCUUGCAAUAAUGGCAUUAUUUGUUUUCAUAUGGGUCACUUGGCAGCCAUGGUUUAUACCUUAUUCGGUUCCAGCUGGAGAGGAAACACAGGAUAAAAGAAGCAUGCAGGGUACCGCCUUGUUUUGCACGACAACGCUUCAGUACAUCACUUUGGCGCUGAUUAACAGCAAAGGCGAACCAUACAGAAAAGCUAUAUUCUUCAACUUACCUCUUUGUCUCACCUUGGUGGUUUACGAUCCGAUCCCAUACUUUGAGAAUCGCCUUUUCCUCGUUUUUGUGGCUCUGAUCUGUGCCGUUGUUUCGUACCUUUUCCAGUAUGCUGUUGUGGAGUUUCUGAUACUGGAACUGAGAGAAAAGUGA